This is a messenger RNA of Seriola dumerili (greater amberjack), 1173 nucleotides long. RefSeq names its product 3-hydroxymethyl-3-methylglutaryl-CoA lyase (gene hmgcl). The transcript is spliced from 9 exons. The record is from RefSeq and is a predicted model, not a curated record. Lineage: Eukaryota; Metazoa; Chordata; Actinopteri; Carangiformes; Carangidae. Gene Ontology annotation, biological process: ketone body biosynthetic process; L-leucine catabolic process. Gene Ontology annotation, molecular function: hydroxymethylglutaryl-CoA lyase activity. The coding region runs from base 11 to 1015 and encodes 334 amino acids.
CUGGACCAACAUGGCGGCUAUAAUGAGGAUUGUCAACAGAAGCACUUUAAGUUCAACAAUGGGUCAGCAGUACCUGGCGUUCAGCUCCGCAGCAAAGGCUGGCGUAAGGGCAAGUCAAGCUCUUCCGGAGAAGGUGAAAAUAGUGGAGGUGGGACCCAGAGAUGGUCUUCAGAAUGAGAAGACAAUCGUACCAACAGAGACAAAAAUUCAUCUGAUCGACUUGUUGUCAGAUUCCGGGCUGCCAGUCAUUGAGGCCACCAGCUUUGUAUCUCCAAAAUGGGUUCCACAGAUGGCAGACCAGGUGGAGGUGAUGAAGGGGAUCUGUAGAAAACCUGGAGUGUCUUAUGCAGUCCUUACCCCCAACCUCAAGGGUUUCCAGGCUGCUGUGAAGGCAGGAGCUUCAGAGGUGGCCAUAUUUGGCGCUGCAUCAGAGCUCUUCAGUAAGAAGAACAUAAACUGCUCCGUCGACGAGAGUUUACAGCGCUUUGAUGAGGUUAUGAAAGCAGCUAAAGAGGCUGGUGUGCCAGUUAGAGGAUACGUGUCGUGUGUUGUUGGAUGCCCGUAUGAAGGCAAGGUGGCACCUGAAAAAGUUGCACACGUAGCAAAGCGUCUGUACUCGAUGGGCUGCUAUGAGAUCUCCCUGGGUGACACCAUUGGAGUGGGGACUCCAGGGAGCAUGACUCAAAUGUUAGAGGCAGUGAGCAGAGAGGUGCCAGUCAGUGCCCUGGCAGUGCACUGCCAUGAUACCUAUGGCCAGGCCCUGGCUAACAUCCUGGUAGCCUUACAGAUGGGAAUCAAUGUGGUAGACUCAUCAGUAGCUGGACUGGGUGGCUGUCCCUAUGCCCAGGGGGCUUCUGGGAAUGUUGCUACUGAAGAUGUAGUCUAUAUGUUGCAUGGACUUGGGAUUCAAACGGGUGUGGACCUCUCCAAACUGAUGAAUGCUGGAGCUUUCAUCUGCCGAAGCCUCAACAGAAAGACCAGCUCCAAAGUGGCGCAGGCCCCUUGCAAACUGUAAUCAAUCUUUCACAGACUGUACACUGCAGCAUAACCAUGUAAGCUGGAGCCGUCACCCUCUGUAUGUACAGUUAUCACCAUUGGUUUGGUUUGGUUUGUCAUCUACCAGUAUGAGAAUGUAAUUUCAAAAUUUGGAUGGGACUGACCCCACUCUGUUUU